Strongylus vulgaris is the source of this 1655-nucleotide messenger RNA. The record is from the annotation of a GenBank genome assembly. Lineage: Eukaryota; Metazoa; Nematoda; Chromadorea; Rhabditida; Strongylidae.
AUGGGUGUCUUGCAUGAAGGAACAGGACCGCGCAUCAACACAGCUCGAGUUGAAAUUGUCUUCGAUAAUUCUGAUAGACGAAUUCCCGCUAUUGAAGCUACUGAAGUGCGAGUUGUUCGUCAGGUUGGGCAGAAAAAAGAUCAGUACUACAUUGAUGGGAAAAUGGUUCCUCGUGCCGAAGUUGUUAACUUGAUGGAGUCGGCAGGCUUCUCACGUUCUAAUCCAUACUACAUCGUCAAACAAGGAAAGAUUAAUGAAUUAGCCACUGCUCCAGAUUCUCACAGACUCAAACUUCUUCGUGAGGUUGCUGGUACACGUGUUUACGACGAAAGAAAGGAAGAGAGCUUGAAAAUCUUGAAGGAAACACAAAACAAAACGAAAAAGAUUGAAACUCUGUUAUCAUAUAUCGACGAACGUCUGAAGACUUUGGAAGAAGAAAAAGAGGAUCUCAAAGAGUACCAAAAGUGGGACAAAAUGAAGCGAUCUAUAGAGUACACAAUCUAUGAUACGGAGGCAAACGAAACACGAAAGAAAUUGGAGAGACUACUGGAUCAAAGAGAAGAGCUUAGCUCACGACAAACGAAAGUAGUGAGCAGUGAACUUGUCGAAGUUCAAGCACGCGGGGUUCGGGCUAGUGCGGAACAGAGGAAACUGGAAGCGCGUUUUAAGGGAAUGAAAGAGGAGAAGGAAGCGCUUGUAACAGAACAAGCCGAAAGAUUUGAGAAGAAGGCCGAACUAGCGCUGUUGAUCAACGAUCUGAAAGAAGACGUUGAAAAAGAAAAAAGUGGACGUAACAGAGCAGAGGAUGUUCUAAAUCAAGUGAAGGCAGAAAUUCGCGAAAAGGAAGAAGAACUGGAGCGAAUUGUUCCAAAAUAUCAGGAACUCGUUGAGCAAGAAUCUGCUCUUUCGUCGGAUAUACGUAUAGCAGAAACGAAAUCAAAGGAGUUGUUUGCAAAGCAGGGGCACAAGGAUCAAUUCAAGUCGGCAGAAGAGCGAGAUUCCUUCCUUCGUCGUGAAGUUCGCCAUAUAACUCGGCAAAUUGGAGACACAGAAGAGCAGAUAACUGACAUCGAAAAGAGUCUUGAAGAAGAGAAUCGUGAAGAAGAACAAUUAACAGCACAUGUGCAAGAACUAGGAGUUGAAUUGCAAGAAAAUCACAUUCGAAUGGACAAAGCUAGUGCUGAACACGGGCGAUUGAAACAAGAAUUUGAUAGAGCUAUGGUUGCUCAGCUAGAUGCAACGCGAGAGGAAAAAGCAGUGCGUGAGCAAUUGACUACAAUGAAUGCUGAGUUAGCUCAAAUGGAGCAACAGAUGCGUUACUUAGCGCCUAGGUCCAUAACAAAUGGCGUAGAAGGUGUGAGGCGAAUCGUCCAAUGGUUUCGUGACAAUAAUAGUGACGGUCGACAUGAUGACGUUGUUAAGGGAUAUCAUGGGCUUCUGUUGGAUCUAAUUGACUGCGAACCUAUAUAUUUUCAAGCUGUUGAAAUCACCGCCGGAUCUCGUUUGCUGUUCCAUGUAGUUUCUGAUGACAGAGUUGCACUGAAAAUUAUGAAGCAGUUCAAUCAGCAGAAUUUACCUGGUGAAUGCAACUUUUUCCCCGUGAACAGAAUAGUUGCACCUCCCCGAAAAGAAUAUCAGGAUGCAGUAAGUUGAAA